AUGUCUAAUAAAACCUAUUUUAUUGGCAUUUUCCCAUUAUUUUUAAUCAACAAAUGGACUCAAAGAGUAUCUUCAAAUGUGGUGUCCAUUACUAACGAUGACAGUAUAGGUGCUGGUAUUGAUAGGACAUCCCUGACCUCAAAUGCAAUCAUUCAGAUUUUGCUUCAAUUCGGUGGCGGAGUUCUGUUCGCUACUGUUUUUACUCAUUUAUUGCCCGAAAUCAAAGAAAAUUAUGAAAAUUAUAUCAAAAGUAAUGUUUCUUUAUUUAAGACAAACGAUGAAACUCAUGAAAAGUCAUCAGAAAUACCUAUCGUUGAAAUUGCUAUAUGUUUGGGAUUUUUCCUAAUUUUCUUUAUCGAAGAAUUAAUGCAUUUCUUUUUGAAUCGAUUUAAUAAACACCAAAAUAAACACAACAAUUGCUAUAAUAGAGAUUUGAUGUACCGGUGCUCAAGUAUAUGCAGUCAUCUUAAUAAUGAAGAACUAAGUCUUCCAAAUGAGACCAAACCCUUCUCGAGAAACACUUUUGUCAAUUAUGGCGCCGAUCUGUCCAUUGAAACCAGUAUUAGAAAUGUCAAACCAAACAUACUUUCUAAUGAAAUAUUAACAGUUUGUGACACAACCAACAAUUCUUGCACUUCAACAUCUGUUUUGCAAAUUAAUAAUAACUAUAAUAAUAAUAAUAAUAACAUAGAAACUGAAAAAUUAAAUAACGAACCAUCAAUUGUAUUGUUUAUCCGCGGAUUAGUCAUUAUAUUAUCAUUUUCAGUUCACUCUAUAUUUGAUGGAUUAGCUAUUGGUUUGCAGACCUCAUCAUCAGAGUUAUGGUUCAUGUUUUUUGCGAUAUCAGUACACAAACUGGUCAUUGCAUUUGUAGUGAGUCUUCAACUCUUUGAACAAUCGCACCGUUUAUUUCUAGUGGCAAUACAUAUGGCUAUCUUUGCAAUUAUGUCUCCAAUCGGUAUAUUAAUAGUUAUCAUAAGUGAAGAAUCGCUUGUCGGAGAAAACUCAGAAAGUAAUCCAAUUGUUAUUUUGUUGACAUCCAUAGCCACCGGAACUUUACUUUAUAUAAUUUUCUAUGAAAUUCUGCAAAAAGAUCGGCGCGAAAACAUUAAUGGAUUUUUACAAUUAUUCUCUAUUUUGUUUGGCUUUGGAGUUAUGCUUACCAUUAAUGUUAUGAUUUCGGAAUAA
Oppia nitens is the source of this 1188-nucleotide messenger RNA. Its product is annotated as zinc transporter ZIP3-like. Gene Ontology annotation, molecular function: zinc ion transmembrane transporter activity. The record is from RefSeq and is a predicted model, not a curated record. Lineage: Eukaryota; Metazoa; Arthropoda; Arachnida; Sarcoptiformes; Oppiidae. Gene Ontology annotation, biological process: zinc ion transmembrane transport. Gene Ontology annotation, cellular component: plasma membrane. The transcript is spliced from 2 exons. The coding region runs from base 1 to 1188 and encodes 395 amino acids.